AUGAAUGGCAAUGAAGAUGCAUAAAGUGUAGUUUUGACUAAUAUUUGUACUAGUCCUGCUUUUGGAAAAACAGCAGAUGAUUUAAGAUCAAGUAAUAUGUAAAAUGCAAUGACUGCUUCAACAAUUCAGCGAAGAGUCAGACCGCACACAGCUAAAUCAACAAAGAUGUAAAACAUGAUAAAUUCUAUUAACAAUAGAGUUUAUUCCAAUAGAUUGAAUUCCUCAAACAAUAAAAGCUUAGCUAUUACUCACCAGGUAGAUAGAGCAUGUAGGCAUUCGCUUAUUUCUAAGAUAUCAUAACAAAAUCUAGUUGAUGAUAAUGAGUGCAAUGUUACUUAAAAGGAUUUAAAGCAAUAAAGAACAGAUAUAAAAAAGCUGAACUCCUGUAUUAAUCUCUUGGAAUCUAAUGAGAAGAAUACUGAAAUUAAUUUCAAUAAUAAAAUCGAUGAGAUUCAUGAAGAUUGGUAGGAGCAAUACAAGAAGCUUAAGACUUAAGGGAAAAAAUAAAAAAAAUUAUUAAAAGAAAAGUAUGAAAGUGAGACAUAGGUAUUAGAAUACAGGAUUGAAAAUGAGGACAAGUUAAAAGAGGCUUUUAAGGAUUAAAUGAUUUAGGAGGAAUAGUUGAUUAGAUAAUUACAAUCAUAGAUUAUGUUGUCCCAAUCUGAAACUUAAACCUAAUCAGAAAAAAUAAAGAAAGAGCAGUAGAUGUUCUCUGAAAGGCUUGAUAAACUUAAAAAGCAAAAAGAAGAUGCAGCCUUCCAGUCAAUUCAAAUAUAAAAUGCGAUUUCAUCUAAGAUUAUUGAAGCUAUGCACCUAAAGCUUCUAAAUAAUUAGUUAAACCAGGAUCUGUAGCUCGAGUUUUAGAGAAAUGAAAGACUUGAGAGAAUAUAGGAGAUUGAAAAGAAUUUUAGAGAAGAGGUGGCUUACUCUUUAUUGAUUAGUCUGAUUAACCCUGAGAAGAUAAGUGGAGAAGUCUAGCCUGUGAUUACGAACUAGUUCAAAAAGGUAAUUAGGACUUUAAGACAGAGAUAUAAUGCUGUUGACAAUGAAGUAGAAUUGAUUAGUCAUUUGCAAAAAGAUAAAAACUCCUGUAUAUUUAUACCGACUUAGAGUGACAGUGAUAUACAGUCUAAAUCAAUCGAGCAAAUUAAAAGUUCAACUGCAACAAACAAAUCCAAAAGAAUCAGACCUAGGCCUCUAACAGCUAAAAAAUAAUCGGAAUCUAUUUAAUGA
Messenger RNA from Stylonychia lemnae, 1233 nucleotides. The record is from the annotation of a GenBank genome assembly. NCBI's taxonomy places the organism in Eukaryota, Ciliophora, Spirotrichea, Sporadotrichida, Oxytrichidae.